GUUUUCAUAACUUUGAUCAACUUUGAUCCGUUUAAUAAGUCUGUCGUCAGUUUCGUAUAUAUAAAUGUUGAUUUAUCGUCGCGUCAGGAGUUAGUGCAACUCGGCACAAACUUUGCAGAAAUUCUUCUGCUUUUGCUCUGUCUGGAAAAGUUUGCAUCGUUUGAAAUGGCUGACAAGGCGUCUGAGCAACUUGAAAGUUUCAAGCAGAAAAAGAAUGGUCAGAUGGAUGGAUUAACAACCAGCCUGGGAUGUCCUGUGGGCAGCAAGACUGCUUCGAUGACGGCUGGUUCCCGGGGUCCCCUGCUCGUUCAGGAUUUUGUUUUCCACGAUGAGAUGGCCCACUUCGAUCGUGAGAGGAUUCCUGAGAGGGUGGUGCACGCAAAAGGAACCGGUGCUCAUGGCUACUUUGAAGUCACUCAUGAUAUCACCAGGUUCUGUAAGGCAAAACUCUUUGACCAGGUCGGAAAGAAGACACCAGUGUUUGUCAGGUUCUCCACCGUUGGUGGAGAGAAGGGGUCAGCUGACACGGCUCGUGAUCCCAGAGGAUUUGCUGUGAAGUUCUACACUGAAGAAGGGAACUGGGACUUGGUGGGAAACAACACUCCAAUCUUCUUCAUCAGGGAUCCCAUCCUGUUUCCAAGUUUCAUCCACACUCAGAAAAGGAAUCCCAAGACAAACCUCAAGGAUGCGAAUAUGUUCUGGGAUUUCUUGACCCUGAGACCCGAGUCGACCCAUCAAGUCUGUUUCCUGUUCAGUGACCGAGGAACUCCGGAUGGCUUCAGGCACAUGCAUGGCUUUGGGUCACACACGUUCAAGUUGGUCAACAAUCACGGGGAACCUUUCUACUGCAAGUUCCACCACAUGACGAACCAGGGAAUCAAGAACCUGCCUGCAAGUGAGGCGGAGAAGUUGGCUGGAGAGGAUCCUGAUUAUGCCACCAGAGAUCUUUACAAUGCCAUCGAACAAGGUUCCUUUCCUUCCUGGACUCUCUUCUUGCAGAUCAUGACAUUCCAUCAAGCUGAAACUGUCAAGUUCAAUCCGUUCGACCUCACCAAGGUCUGGCCACAUGCAGACUUUCCAAUGAUCCCAUACGGAAGGAUCGUCCUUAACAAAAACCCCCAAAACUUCUUUGCAGAGGUCGAACAAGUGGCAUUCUCACCCGCACAUUUGGUGCCUGGCAUUGAACCAAGCCCUGAUAAAAUGCUCCAAGGUCGUUUGUUCUCGUACUCCGACACACAUAGACAUCGUCUGGGAACCAAUUACAACCAACUGCCAAUCAAUUGUCCCUACAGAGCACGAGUGAGCAACUACCAGAGGGAUGGUCCGCAGUGUUUUGCCAACCAAGGUGAUGCACCAAACUACUUUCCAAACAGUUUUACCGGUCCUGAUGUCAUGCCGAAAUGUUUGGAGUCCAGAUACAGCACCACUGGUGAUGUUGCAAGGUACGAAACACGUGAUGAGGAUAAUUACAGUCAAGUUACAAUAUUUUGGCAGAAGGUCUUGAAGCCUGAUGAAAAGGACAGACUGGUGGAGAACAUCGCCAACCAUUUGAAGAAUGCCAAGGAAUUCAUUCGCAGGAGAGCGGUGUACAACUUCGGACUGGUUCACGAGGAAUUCGGUAGGAGACUUCAAACGAAGCUUGAUCAACUUGUUGCACCUUCAUCAGGUGUUGCUAAGCUGUGAAAUAUCAAAGAUAUUCAUAAAAACUUAUUUUUUUAAUUAUUGUUGAAGAUGAUGAAGGGUAAACAUUUUGAGUGACGAAUAACAUUAACAAUCGACGAAUGCAUUAACUUGUUAACUGCACAAUUAGUAAAAUUUUUCUGGUAAUUUUUUGUUGUUAAUCAAAUAAAUUUAGUUUUGGAUCGCGAUUUUGUUUCCAUGACUAAGUUUUUGACUGGUGUUUCGUUGAAAAAUUAAUUUUCCAAACUAUCC
Messenger RNA from Helobdella robusta, 1932 nucleotides. RefSeq lists its product as hypothetical. Lineage: Eukaryota; Metazoa; Annelida; Clitellata; Rhynchobdellida; Glossiphoniidae. The transcript has 13 exons. The record is from RefSeq and is a predicted model, not a curated record. Gene Ontology annotation, molecular function: catalase activity; heme binding. Gene Ontology annotation, cellular component: peroxisome; mitochondrion; cytoplasm. Bases 166 to 1683 code for a protein of 505 amino acids. Gene Ontology annotation, biological process: hydrogen peroxide catabolic process; response to hydrogen peroxide.